CUCAAACAAAACUCAACCUCUGUCCCUGUCGUCAAGUGAAGUGUCAAUUCACUACUACUCCACUACUGUCAAGUUAAGUUGUAACUUGACUUGUGAAUGUGAGGAAUAUAGCUUGAUUAUUAGUUUUAAUAAUUAAACCUAAAUUGAUAGAAAUGGCAAAGAAAUUAACUGGUGACUCUGUUCUUACAGCGCCACCAAAUAUGAAGAUGCCUCUUGUCGGCCUUGGAACUUGGCAGGCAGGGGAAGAUGUGAUAGAAGCUGCCCUCAAUGCCGCUCUAGAAGCAGGCUAUAGGCACAUUGACACUGCCUUUGUCUACAUGAAUGAAGCCGCCAUUGGGAGAGCUUUAAAAAAGUGGUUUGAUAGUGGGAAACUAAAACGUGAAGAACUAUUCAUCGUCACAAAGCUACCAAACAUAGCAAUGAACGAAAAAUAUGUGGAAAAGUACCUGAGCCAAUCGUUGUCUGAUUUGCAACUGACCUAUGUGGAUCUGUACCUGAUCCAUCAUCCCGUCGGACUGGUGCAUGGAGAGGGUCCUCUGCCUCGGGAUGAUAAGGGCAACAUCCUUGUAGAUAUGUCUACUGACCAUGCUGCUAUUUGGAAGGCAAUGGAGGCCCAAGUCGAUGCUGGACGGACAAAGGCUAUUGGAGUUUCUAACUUCAACAGCGACCAGAUUGACCGCAUUUUAAAGACAGCUCGGAUACCUCCGGCCAACAAUCAGGUGGAGCUGUACUUGUAUUGUCAACAGAAGCCUCUGCUGGAGUGGAGUAGACGUACUGGAGUAACUAUUUGUGCUUACGCUCCACUAGGAUCCCCCUCCAUGAGUCAGUUUGUCAAGGCCGUCUGUGGCUCUGAUGAAGGGAUCAAAGAACUAAACCCUCUCGUCGACCCUGUGGUGGUUCGAAUAGCUGAGGCUCACAACAAGACUGAAGCACAAGUGUUGCUAAGGCAUCUACUGCAGCUUGGAGUAGCCGUCAUACCAAAGAGCAGCAAUCCUUUAAGGAUCACCCAAAACUAUCAGGUUUUUGAUUUUGAACUAACUGAAGCAGAGAUGGCUCAACUCAACGCUCUAGACAAAGGAGAAGAAGGCAGGCGGUUUAUCGGUGGAAUUUUUAAAGGGAUUGAAGUUCACCCUGAAUAUCCAUUCAAGUAAUCCCACUCAUUGUAUCUGGAGAAGAUUACUUUCCACACAGCACUAUUACAUCACAUCAUAGUAGGCCUAUUAUAGACCUGAUCAAGUAAUCACUUUAUAAAAAAAACAACAAAAAAACAGAACACUACUGAAAUACCAGGAGAAUAGUAGGCCUACCCAACAAAUUUAAUAUUUACAAAAAUUAAAAUGUGGACUUAAAAAAUGUUAUCCAUAUAAUAGCAUCAAUGCUAAAAUGAUUAUAAGUAAUGCUAGUGGGGCAAAACUAACAGUGUCUUAGUGAAAUAUUAGAACUAAAAUUCUCCAAUUUGGCCUGACAAUGCCUGGUGUGACCAAUUAAAAAAAUUCCCUAUGGGAACAUCAUUUGCCUUUUCGUACAAGUUUACAGUAAGUGUUAUAUCAAAGAGGGUUAAAGGUCUAUUUUAUUAUACCCAUUUUACUAUUAAUUUUGCAAAGUAACACACACUGGUAAGUAUAUAUUUUGAUGUACAAAGUAUUAAGUCCGUCCACGUUAAAUCAUCAAUAACUUGUCAUUUAUGGAUUAGACAUGGAACAUUUUUACAGGGUUAUUUGGGUCAAGCAAUACUGUUUUCAAUAUAAAUAUAUUUUUAAGUUUUCAAAAAUAUUGCUGUUGAAUUUGAAAGUUUUAUUUGAAAUUGUUUUCUUCUUUAAAUGUUUAUAUACUAUUAGUGAUGUAAAAUACCCGGGUAUUUAAAACUCGGGGUAAAUACCCUGGGUAUUUACCCGGGUAAAUACCCAAAAUCCAUAAAUACCCGGGUAUUUUGGGUAUUUAUGAAAUCGAUUGAAAUUCAUUUAUAUUUACCCCUAAAUAUGUUAUUGUUAUUAUUACAUGAUAAAUUAGGAUAGUCUAUAACACCUCUCACAGUAACUUGAAGCUCUGCUAGUACCUUUUAUUUAAUUAUUCAGCACUUUUUAAAAAUAAUACAUAAAGUUUCUAAAUAAGCAUUUAGUUUUGUGUCUUAAAUCGAGUAACAUCAGUUAAAUUUUUAAAAACUUGCUAAAAGAUAGUAUAUUAAAAAAGGCUGUGACUAUUUCAAUUGUUAUAAUUUUAUAAAUUUAUAACCAAUUAAAUAACAUAAACAAAAUUAUUUUAAUUUAUAAAUAUCCAGGAAUUGUUGGGUACCGUACCUAUUUAUGAUGCAAUAAAAACAGUUGAACUUGCCAUGAAUAGUUUUAUUAACAAUAAAUUAUUGCGUACUUAUAACAUUUUAGAAUAAUCCGAAUUCCUAAGGCCUGAUUGACAUAGGCAGAAUACUAAAAGUAAUUAUAAUUAAACUUUUCUGUGUUACCGCUUGGUUGUAAACAAUAAUAUAUUUGGAUAAACCUACUAAAAAAUGUAUCUCCUGUGUUUUGGCCUAACUUAAUAUAAUUUUGAAAGAUUUAUUGUGCUACAGAUUCAAAUGUUUUGUAUCACAAGUUUAUGAAAUUAGUUUUUUUUUAUUUUGAUACCAUUGAUAUUAACUAAAGAUCUAGAACAAAAAUAUUAUUAAAUCCUGCCAUACUACUGAUUGAAUUUUAAUUAUUUUCUUCUUAAAAGUUGUUAACACAUAGGCCACUACUUGGUUAAAUUUUCCUGUCUUUCUAAAUAAUAACUAUUACUUUACAAAUUAUUUUUCUUCGCUUUCAAUAAAAUAAGUUAAUCUCUCUAUCAUAGAAAUUAAAAAAUCAUAAGUAGUCAGGACCAGUGCAACCAUGUGACCAUGGUAUUUAUGCCGAUUAUGCUUUAUGCUGGGACCUGGGUAUUUAUGGCGAUUAUACCCAUAAGUAAAAUGCUAGUAGUGACCAUAUGAAAUGUUGUUUAACACAUUUUAUUAUCAUUUUACUAUCCUUACAGGGUAAUAAUUGCAAAAAAACAUCUCAUUCUUUUCUAACUUUAAUACAAAUUAUAAAUACCCAGUUUUUGGGUAUUUACCCAGGCCUGGGGUAAAUACCCGGGUAAAUACCCAAUUUAUAUUUACCUACCCACUGGGUAUUUACCCGGCCCACAUCACUAUAUACUAUUGUUGACUAUUGUCCUGUUCAUGCAUUCAGAUAUAAUAAGUGGAAUGAAUGAUAUGUUCAUAAUAAGUAUGUUGUUGUUAUUAAUUUUCAAAGUGCUCUUAUCUUUUUAUGUGAGGCAUGAACAACAUUUUUUUACAUUUGUUUUACGUAUUAUUAUAAUUUAAUUGGCUACAUUUCUAUAAGUGAAUAAUUUAUUACCGAAUUAUUUUCUUCUACUGCAGCCACUACUUUUAAGAGAAAACUAAGCACAAAAAUAUAAGUUUUCAACUAUUUAACAUAACAAAAGACACAUGAAGAAGUAACUUUUCAUGUGUCUUUAACCUGUUUAGAUCAGAUUGCUAACACUUUUAUUGUAUUUUUAUUUAAUUGUUAUCAACAAAUUUCAGAGAAAUCCAAUAAAUGCUUAUGUUUUGUAGGUGUAAUAAUGUAAUUAUGAUGUCACUUUUGAAUGAUGUCUUUAAUCACCGGUAUCAAUGUUUGUGAUAUUCAGUCCAAUGGAAAUGUUAGACUAGGAGAUUUAUAAAUUAAAAACUUGAUAUUUAUGAGCCUGUAGGGGUUUUAAGAUGGUAUUUAUUAGUGAUAUUAAUGGAAACAAUUGUGAUAAAUAAAUGUUAAUAACCUUUUGCUGAACCUUCAGGGUAAUAAGUUAAAAUAAUUAAUAAUACUUUCCUAACGUUGAACUAUUUAAUGUACUUAUCUAGCAAAGGAUAUAAGGUCUAAUUUAGUUCUCUAUGUACAACUUUACAAAGUUCUUGGCGAUAUAAAAUAUAUUAUUUAUAUAUUAUAUUUAUUAGAAUUAAUACUUAAGUAAUUAAGUAGUAAUUAUUUGAAACUCUAUAAUUGUUACUUAUAAUUAUAAUUAUUACUCUUUAAGUAGUAGUUUGAAGUAAAAUAAGCUUCUUGUACAAUGCAGUAAAACUCCUGGUACCCAACUCAACUAACCUCUGUAAAAAAACAAAAAAAAUCAACACUGAUAGUCUCAUUGAUGAAAUAAAAACAUUACAAUGUCUUGGAUUGAAGUUAACUUAUAAUAUUUUUUUCAUAUUUUCAAUCGUAAUGAGGUAAAGUAAAUCUAUACAUAUGAAACACUUCAUAUUUUUCAAUUUGUUCCUUAUUCUGUUUUUAGUUAACUGGGGUUUUACAUUUGUUUCUUGAUUAUCAUAUGGCUUAUUUCUCUUUCCUUGUAUUUUACCUUUGAUUUUUAUUUUGACCUAUACAAGUUGUGUUAUAACUAAUAUUUUAAAUACAAAUA
This is a messenger RNA of Macrosteles quadrilineatus (aster leafhopper), 4422 nucleotides long. Its product is annotated as 1,5-anhydro-D-fructose reductase-like. Gene Ontology annotation, molecular function: aldose reductase (NADPH) activity. The record is from RefSeq and is a predicted model, not a curated record. Gene Ontology annotation, cellular component: cytosol. Lineage: Eukaryota; Metazoa; Arthropoda; Insecta; Hemiptera; Cicadellidae. Bases 153 to 1151 code for a protein of 332 amino acids. The transcript is spliced from 6 exons.